Nasonia vitripennis (jewel wasp) is the source of this 11787-nucleotide messenger RNA. It is a transcript of the gene E75, whose product is annotated as ecdysone-induced protein 75. Gene Ontology annotation, biological process: hormone-mediated signaling pathway; positive regulation of transcription by RNA polymerase II; cell differentiation. The coding region runs from base 5940 to 8756 and encodes 938 amino acids. The transcript has 5 exons. Gene Ontology annotation, molecular function: nuclear receptor activity; zinc ion binding; RNA polymerase II cis-regulatory region sequence-specific DNA binding. The record is from RefSeq and is a predicted model, not a curated record. NCBI's taxonomy places the organism in Eukaryota, Metazoa, Arthropoda, Insecta, Hymenoptera, Pteromalidae.
UUUUUUUUUUUUUCUUUGAUAGAAAAUUAUUCGAUGAGAGUAUCGAUGACUAUUUCACAAACGCGUCAGGUGAUAUGGAUUUGAAAUUUUGCAACGUCUUCGUCGAUCGUCAAACGCGAAAAACCACAAUCUCGAAGCUACAUCGCACUGCAGCUACGGUAGCUAUCGUAUAACAGCAGUUUCUCGGUGUCGACGUCCUCCCCUACCAUAAAAAUCAAGCGCGCUGCUCUCGCGCGAAACUAGGCCGAAAGUGCGGGAAAGUACAUUCACACACAGCGAGAGCAGCUCGAGUAUAACGAGCCGCGAGCGCAGCGCUGCUGUCGUCCACUUCUGCUAUAUACCUAUAUACACGCGAUAUUAUAUCCUCGGAACACAACGCCGAAGGGAAAAAUAUCAAAGUGCUUUCACUGGGUCGACGACUCCCGCGCAAUGCAUAAUUGCAGCUGCUCUUUUUUUCUCUCUAGCCGUGUUUAUACUUCGAACGGUCUUACCGAGCGGCGCGAGAGACAAAGAGAUUUCAGGAUCGAUCGGACGAAGGAGUUGAAAAAGUUAUAAAUGCAAUUAUAUCGGUAUCGGCGCCGGAGUAUUAUAAAUCGAACGGCUGAGACCAUAUCUCUCGGUGCGGCUAAUAGAGUCCAUUACUCGAUCGGCUGCCUGCAACUGUAUGCAUCAGGGCUGUGUAUAAUGCAAGUCGAUGAAAUAAACACAGGUUCCUUGAUAAACAUCCGUCGCCGUCGGAGUAGUUGCCUUGUAUAACUACAGGGCGUAGCGCGGGUCAUUUGUAUACGCCGAACUACUCGAUCGAGAGAGACGCACUUAUAAUACCCAUACACGUAACAGCGUCGGCCGUAUAACUUGUGCAUAAUCGUUUAUUGACCCUUCGGGGCAUCGGCUGUAUACUCUUAUCAUUUCCAGGUCAGUACGCGCAAGAUUUUUUUUCGUUUCGAGAAAAAUCACGCAGUCGAGCGAUUUUCGCAACGACCAAAAUGGUUAACGCUCCGAUCUCACCUUUUCAGCCCAGGCACGUAUAGGCGUUAGUUCGUUGCGCGCACAGACAUCACUUUCGCAAGUGUCUCUCUACACAAUCCAGACAGGCCCGAGCGCGCGUGCGGAGUAAAAGACAUAUACUGCUGCUGCUGCGACGGCCCACGUGGUUCGCGCGCGCGAGAUAAAUCGCGCCGAAGGGUACAACGAACUUUCGUAAGCUAAUUGCCCGUUUUGCACGGCGCCGCGUAAUUCGAGCGUGUGUAUGCGUCUACCUAUAUACGAGAGCGCGGCUGUCGAUCGUUGAGAUGCUGUCGCAAUUGCAGCUCUGUGGGUAUACGCGCGCCGAUGCAGGAUUUGUUGCGUUUUCUCGGAGAGGAGGCUGGGAUAUUUGAUUUGGUGGAUUUGCGAUUGGCGAAUGAAAAGAGCCUCGGGCUCUAUUAGGCGGUUUGGAAACAGUAGUGCUUCUAUGUGCGGGAUUGCGAAGAAUUUUGCAAAAUUUUUCAAUAUUCCGCCGAGCAGAAAGAAGCUUAUACAACGUAAGCUUCGAGAGUCGUCGAUUAUAGGAGAAAUUCGAAAACAAAAUCGUAAACUCGAAUUUCCACUCGAUAAAGCAGCCACUCAUCCUCUACCGCAAUUCGCGAAAAUUCACUUCCUGCAACAGUGCACAAAAUCGCAGCAACGAAUGUAACGCGAAAUAUCCCGUCGGAAUUUCGUUGGCUAAUAAGCCAUAGCGUAAAUCCGCGAAAACGACGCGGAAAUAAAUUAUCGAUAUUGGCGGGUCACCUCGGGAGAAGUUAAUGAACGGUGACGAAUGGAAAGUGCAGCAUAUGCUAUAUUUAUACCCGCGUGUACAGCUAGUAACCGCGACGUCGCCGUCGAAACUGCGCUGUAUAUAAUUAGCGUGAAAAUCGCAUCGAGAUGGGGUGGCUCACGUGUUCACGCGAAAUUUUCCUUGUAUCGCGUGCAGCGGCUAAGAGUAAUUUAUGCAAACGACGUGCGGGUCAGGAUGUUUAGAUGCGUGAUAUAAGCGUUGAGUGCUGGUUCGAUGUGUGAGUUAGAUAAGGAUUUGUUUGUUAUUUAUUGAUGAAUGGUACUUGGUUUUGUGCAGGAGGUCAGUGGCUCUUUUUAAAUUUAUCUAUAGAUUCUAUAGCAGCGGAUUCAUUUAUAAACGAUGUCUAAAGAUAAGGACCGAGAUUAUUGACAAAAUUAAAUCGUCCCUCAAACGUAGCAACUAUUAUUUACUGUCGUACGAUAACUAAGCAAGCUCUAUUUUAUAAACCGAAUAAUAAAAAAGACCAACGGUAUAAAUCAUAAACUCCCAUAUCUCACCAACGCAAAAGGCCUACACUACAGCACCCUUUCGGCAAUUCGCCGCGUGCGACAAAAAUGAAAAUUCUCAUAUAUUUCCCUGUUACCCACAAUUAUCCACGCGCAGCCACAGCCUAUACACGUAUACACACAGCUCCAUUGAUAAAUUACCCUCGAUAUUAGCUCGGACAGAAUCGGGUUGGCGAUCUAUUGCGCCAGGCAAAUUAAGAAAUACAGCAGCGCGCAAAUAUCGGACACAAUGACACACCGCGAGCGAGCGAGAGUCAAAUGCGUUUUCCGUGUAGCAGCGCAGGUUAAACGGCCGAUUGUGCGUAGGACUCGGUGCCUUUUUUCCUCUCCUCGCCUCGACCCGACGCACGCAGGAGACAUAAUACACACGACCCACACCGAGUCUGCCGCCAUCGCCGCUGCAGUGCAUUUUUCAGGGCCGGCGCGAAUUCCUUGCGCAACGCCGCCUGGAAUUGCCUUUGUCUGUGCGGCGAGCGGCGUUAUAACCGAAUAGGCGCGAGUAUACAGCGCGAAAUCCGCAACGGAUUUUUGACUUGGAAUCGAAAUUCGAAAACGUUACGCAAUCGAAAAGUCGCGCACCGAAGCUUCUCUCGCGGGUAAUCAACGCCGCAGCGAUUGGGAAAACUCCGGUUUCGAAUAGCUGCAGCACAGCGAAUAACCUGGAAGCUCCGAUCGGGUUGGUUGCCGCAGCAACACGCAGUGGCUCUCUGCGCGCGGGUGGCACAGAUUCAUCGGGGCCGUCGAGGACGAGCCGAUUUCGCGCGGUGCCGCAAGAGCUGCGAAAAAUCCCAAGAGCGCGCGUCUUAAUUACCAGCCGCGUGGCGACGACGAUUUCUAUGCGUAAAUAAACUAAUUGAACAGUCUUGUUAGUCCGAACGCGCGUUUUCGUAAGCGCCGCAGCUCUGCGUUGCCACAUAAGCUUUUACGCAAAUGGAUUUUGAUCGAGCGGUGAUUUUUCUCUUCUCUGCCUGCACUUUUCUACCUGGAAAAUAGUUUUUCCGUUAAAUAUACCCAUCUCUCGCUGCGAGACGAGGAGCGAGAAAAAAGCGUCUGCACGUUGACAGCGGUACGCGGCGUCGCAGCACGAGACGCUCACUUUGUGCGUGUCUGGAGGGCUAUGCGCUGUACUCACAGCCGAAAAUCCUGAAAGAAAAAGUCAUCGGACUUGUUCAUCGCUACUACCGUAUACGCGUCUGUUUUGAUUUACGACGAGCGCUCUCUACUCGGCCGGGAAAUUUAUGAGCUCGACCAGGCCGCACACAACGAGUGUCCAAACCGCAGCCGUAAAGUUUGCCCGCAAACCCGUAACUGCACGCUUUGUGAGCGGCCGGCACUAUACCUGCCGUUUCCCCGAAUAUCGCAUCAGGGUAACGCUGCAGCUUUGUAGCUCGAGAGACGCUCGCUGUUCUCAUGCCAAAGGCGAGCUUCGUCUUGGAAUAUAAUAUAUUUAUUAACAUUCAUUAGUGCAAGUAAUGAUGGGCUUGUAAAUUAUUCAGGCUGCCACUGUGGGCGCAGAUACUUAGCCCGAAUUUAUUUAUUUUUGUUUCGUGGUCGCAGAUGAUGAGUAGUACGCGGACUUGGGCUUUGGGCUAGUUGCGGAUUUGGAAAAUUUUCGCCGAGAUGCGUACAUUGCGAGAAGAGAAAGUUGGAUGUGCGUAUGACUUUCAGAAGUUGGGAAGCUACUUUGGACGAAUCAAUAAAAAAAAAUAAAGGUUGUUGGAAAAGUGAGGCAUCAUCGUUCAAGGAUAAAAGCGGCCAUUAGCGCGUUGGAAAAAAAAACAGUAACGAAUUAACAAAAUUGAGUAAGAGCUCAUUGGCGUCCGUUAAUCCGUGACGGCCCGAGGCAGCCUCGUGAGGCAUCGAUAAAACGCAGAUAAAAUCCGUGUCUGAUUCGAAGCUUCUCGUGUUUAUUUUUCGAUUGAAACGUCCUAUUACAUAAAGCUUUCUUGCACUUAACAAUAAACUUCGGAGCAGCCUUCACCAGAAGCUUGUUAUAUUAUUUUGACAAGUGUUCGUUGUAUAACAACAGCUGGCGACCCAACGCUGUUCUCUCUCAAACAGGCCUUCGCUAUUACUCAAACAAAUAAAAAAAUUACUUCGCAAACCUGCAGCCCCUUGAAACUUCAUCGCAUACGCGCGCUGUAUGAUGUGGCAAUGCAACGUGCGCGCGACUUUUCGAGAUUGCUGCCACGGGUGUCCCGCAGUGUCGUAUCUAGCGAUCGCCGACGCGUUAAAGCUUCUUUCGAUGAAUGGUCGCUUGAUUACAGACUCCUCGAAAUUUGUUUUUCCACGUCGAUUUUUCGAUUUUUACAACGAGUUCAUCGCUACGAUAACGAGCGUAAAUCAACGUUCCCCUGAAAACGCGCACGCGAAGAGAAGAGAGUAUGCAGCAUAGCUUAGUACAGAGUAGAUCUAGAGCUUGCAAGCUCGAGAGGGGCUAUGUCCGUCAGGCAUUAAAUUUAACUCCUGCGCGGGCCAGCGGCCGCUCUGGAUUUCGAGGCUAUCGCGUUCUCUCUCUCUAGCCACCGAGAGAGUCGCUCCGCAUUCCUCCUAUGAAUCUUCUUCGCAUCAGCGGCUAUUGUGUGGAUAUCCGCUUGGUCCUUGAUCCUAAUGAGCUGCGCGCUUAUCGAUUCCUGCAGCGCACAGCUGUGAUUUAGGGAAAAUCCAAACCGAGUUUCCGAGAAUAACGGCAAAGCUCGUAUCUUAUCGCCUCUGAGAUUUCCCAGGAGAAACAAGAAACCGUAAUCAGUAGCUCUGCCUCAGUGCGAUGACACCAAAAAUCUCAACGGCCUAUAACACCAUAAGCACGUGGCCCAUCGAAGCUCCGAGCCUACAUAACACUGCAGCGAGAGAGCUGAGCAACAACAAGUGUGGAGAGCGAGUGCAGUGCGCGGACGUGCAUACUCUCGGUCCAUUCCUCUCCCUCCAACGCACACACACAUACACGUCCUCUCCUAUCUCUCACUCUCUCUCUCUCUCUCUCUCUCUCUCUCUCGCUCCCUCUCGUUCUUUACACAGCCCUGCUGAGCAGCGCGAGUGAGCUCUCUCUCUCUCUCUCUCUCUCUCUCUCACUCUCUUGGCUGGCGUUGCGCUUGCGCGCGAACUCGCGAUACGCCGACUCGGCGGCAAAGUCACUCGCGCAGCGCACCGCACGCCAUCAACACAACCACCAACUCGACGCUCGCUUGCUCGGCCACGCGGUCUCUCUCUCCCUCGCUCCUCCUCUCCACGGAUAUUCGAGGCGACACAAAAAAAAUACAUAUUUAUCAGAGAUCUCGCUUUAUCGUCGUCGUCGUUGUUGUCAUUGUUGUUGUGACGAGUCGUGAGUGACAGGACUCUCUAUCUCUCUCUCUCUCUCUCUCUCUCUCUCUCUCUCUCUCUCUCGAGUAAAGAUUGCGUGCGAAGCAUGAAGCUGUCAUCGUUCGCGGAGUGUUUCCCGGCCAGGACCAAAGAGUAGUGCCUUCGCUGAGGAACCACCGCAACACGAGCUUGCGACACUUGGACUGGAGAGCUUUCAGUAUUAGACGCGCGCCGGAAAGAAACUGUACAAGAGAACGAAUAGAAACAAAAAACGGAGAACGCAAAGGCAAGCAAAAGCUGAGAGGUGAACGCAUAUGAUAGACAGACGCGUGGACGACUGGUGCGGCGUGCAAGCGAUGACCGUGCAGGAGUACAAGGCGCGCGGCGCCGAGGACGGCGGCUGCUGUCGAGCCCAAGCCGUCGACAUCCUCAGCGUCCCGGAGCCCCUGGACAACGAGAAGGAGCACCAGCAGCCCGUGGUGCAACCCCAGCAGCAGCAGCAGCAGCAGCAGCAGCAGCAACAGCAGCAGAGCAACCUCUACAGGCCUCAGGACAGCGAGAACCUACUCGGCAGAGUCUUAGCCGAAUUCGACGGGACCACAGUUCUCUGCCGCGUCUGCGGCGACAAGGCCUCAGGUUUCCACUACGGCGUUCAUUCCUGCGAAGGAUGCAAGGGCUUCUUCAGGCGCAGCAUCCAGCAGAAAAUCCAGUACCGGCCCUGCACCAAGAACCAGCAGUGCAGCAUACUCAGAAUCAACAGGAACCGCUGCCAGUACUGCCGGCUCAAGAAGUGCAUCGCCGUCGGCAUGAGUCGUGAUGCGGUGCGAUUCGGCCGUGUGCCCAAGCGCGAGAAGGCCAGGAUUCUGGCGGCCAUGCAGCAGAGCUCGCACAGCCGAUCGCAAGAGAAGGCUGUGGCAGCCGAGCUCGAGGACGAGCAGCGUCUGCUCGCCACAGUUGUGCGCGCUCACUUGGACACGUGCGACUUCACCCGUGAUAAAGUCGCCCCGGUGCUCGCGCGCGCCCGUGAGACGCCCAACUACACGGCCUGCCCGCCAACUCUGGCGUGCCCGCUGAACCCCAACCCACAGCCUCUGACCGGCCAACAGGAGCUCCUCCAGGACUUCUCCAAGAGGUUCUCGCCGGCGAUCCGCGGCGUCGUUGAGUUCGCCAAGCGGAUCCCCGGCUUCAGCCUGCUGGCCCAGGAUGACCAAGUGACGCUCCUCAAGGCCGGAGUCUUCGAGGUUCUCCUCGUGCGACUGGCCUGCAUGUUCGACGCCCAGACCGCCAGCAUGAUCUGCCUGAACGGCCAGGUGCUCAAGCGCGAGUCCAUCCACAACAGCAGCAACGCUCGCUUCCUCAUGGACUCGAUGUUCGACUUCGCCGAGCGCGUCAACUCGCUCCGGCUCUCGGACGCCGAGCUCGGGCUCUUCUGCUCGGUCGUCGUGAUCGCGGCCGACAGGCCCGGACUCCGCAACACCGAGCUCGUCGAGCGCAUGCACAACAAGCUGCGCAGCGCCCUCCAGACCGUCCUCGCCCAGAACCACCCGCAGCACCCGGACAUUCUGCGCGAGCUCCUCAAGAAAAUACCCGACCUGAGGACCCUCAACACUCUCCACUCCGAGAAGCUCCUCGCAUUCAAGAUGACCGAGCAGCAGCAGCAGCUGCAGGCUCAGCAGCAGGCCCAGCAACAGGCCCAGCAACAGCAGCAACAUCACUGGCCCAUGGACUGCGACGAGCCCGUCGGCUCCUGGGGAUCGGCCUCGGACGUCGCCCUCGACGAGGCCGUCAAGAGUCCCCUCGGCUCGGUCUCCAGCACCGAGAGCACCUGCAGCGGCGAAGUCGCCAGCCUGACCGAGUACCAGCAGCACGUGGUCGCCAGCGGACACCACGCAUCGAGCGCUCCCCUGCUCGCGGCAACGCUCGCCGGCGGGCUCUGCCCCCACCGCAGAAGAGCCAACUCCGGCAGCACGAGCUCCGGAGACGACGAGCUCCACCGCGCCAGCCUGGCCAAGACGCCCCAGCCGCCUCAAUGCCCGCGCUUCCGCAAGCUCGACUCGCCGAGCGACAGCGGCAUCGAGUCCGGCACCGAGAAGCCCGACAAGCCCGCUAGCAGCAGCACCAGCAGUGCACCCACCAGCGUCUGCUCGAGCCCCAGGUCCGCCGAGGACAAGGAGGUCGAAGACAUGCCCGUGCUCAAGCGCGUCCUCCAGGCGCCGCCGCUCUACGACACCAACUCCCUCAUGGACGAGGCGUACAAGCCGCACAAGAAGUUCCGCGCGCUGCGGCAGAAGGACAGCGCCGAAGCCGAGCCCGCCGUCGUCAGCGUGCAACACAGCCAGUCUCAGCUGCACCUCCACCUCACCUCGCCCCCGGCCAGGAGCCCGGUCCAGCAGCAGCACCACCAGCAGCCGCAUCAGCCACAGCAGCCUCAGCAGCAGCAACCCAGUCAGCCGCAGCAUUCGACGCUGCAGUCGGCCCUGCAGAGCCAGUGCCCACAAACGGCCAGCCUGCUGAGCAGUACGCACUCGACGCUCGCCAAGAGCCUGAUGGAGAGCCCGCGAAUGACGGCCGAGCAGCUCAAGCGCACCGACAUCAUCCACAACUACAUCAUGCGCGGCGAGGCCAGCCUCUCGCCGAGGUCCUCGCCCGCCUCGGCCUGCUCGCCCUCUCCCGCUGAGCAGUGCGCCUCCACCACGACCAUAACCGCCCGUUCGUCGCCCAUCCACCACCAGCAACAGCAGCAGCAACAUCAUCAGGGCCUUCUGCAGUGCGCCUCGCAGUCGAGCUACGCGCAGCAGAGGUGGCCGACGUCGGUCAUCACGACGACGACGGGGGCGAGACAACAACAGCAACAGCACCAGCAGCAGUCUUCCCCGGACUACCUGGCGGCGUCGCCCUCGAGCUCGCCGAGGUACCUCUCGGCCGCGGCGACGAGUAGCACGAGCACGAGUCCCAGGCCCACCUCGAGCGGCAGCGCUCACCUCGUGCUCCCGAGCAACAUGGUCGAGCUGCAGGUCGACAUCGCCGACAGCCAGCAGCCGCUGAACCUCUCGAAGAAGUCGCCGUCCCCCUCGCCCAGGCCGCUCAUGCCCCAGGGCUCAACGUGCAAGGCCCUCUCGCUCGAGGCGUAGUGCCGUCGUCGCGAUCCUCCAAGAGAUCGUCUGACCCACCUAGAAGAGGCUCGCCGGCCCUCGUCCAGCCUCGCGAACGAACGCGUCGAGGGGGGCGGCAGCCGCCGUGGAUGAAGACACAAGCAAACAAACACACAUAUAUCUCCACAUAUAUGAUUAAAGUGCCAGGACGCUCUGAGCGCGUUAUACAAACCAAAUAAUUUAUUAUUUAAACGGAAGAGGAGAGGAAGAAAGCUACUGCUUCUUCGACGAGGGACGAGCUGAGCGGAUGAGAGGAGAUGGGCGCCCCCGUGUCGCCGCCGAGAGCGGAUCGAGAGGAGCGGUCGUUGAAAACGGCGAGAAGCUAGCUCGCCUCGGCGGGACAGAGGACGGGAUGUAUCAGUGCAAAAUUACACGAGUCGGACGCUAUCGCGAUAUUAAAAGUGCCGACGUGACGAAAAGGGGACGCGGGAGGAAAGAGUGUGUUUUCUGUUCUCUCCGGGAGUCCACCUUUGGAGGAGGAGGAAAAAUUAGUAAUAACGAGCCCAUCCAUCCAACCUACUACUACUACUACCCCCAUCUCAGACCCGGUCGAGCGUCGUCCGAAGGAGCGGAAGAAGAGGAGGCUCUCGAGCGGAAGCCUCCGCAUCGAAGGCGAAGACAAGAGAGAGAGAAAGAGUAAUGAAUUUUAAGCGUUACUGAAAAAUAAAAAGGUUAAUAAUCUAUUACAUGUGAUAAUCAUGGAAAUCGCGCAUCCUGUACAGUCUCCACCUCAUUCAUCGAUCAUCUACUCUACUAUAAUUAUUGAAUUUUAUGCAAGUAAUUAUGAUUAUUGUAAUAUCUCCUAAGGCAUAGUGUAUAAUCGUAUAAUGAAAAAUGAUUAUAUCAUCUUGCAUGUGCGCGCGAUGUACGUAUGCGGUGAAGAAAAAAAAGAAGAAGAUAUUUCUCAGUGUGCCUGUGUCAAUGACCGAGUGACUGAGAGCGCGUGUAUAUAUUAAGUGUGAAUCGAGUUAAAUAUAUAUAUUAUAUAUAUAUAGUAUAAUCGGAGGAAAAGUCCGAGGCUAUAUCGACGAGUGCGAAAAUUAUUAAUGAACCCAAAGGGUUCCUGCGUGCGGUUAUAUGCGAGAGCGCAAGUGAGUGUGUCGGGGCAAUCGGACAAACACAGCAAGCAAAAUGAAAAAAAAAACAAUCCAAAAUUCGCGACAUGAAGUUUUGUCAAAUGAGACUGAACGGCCCACCGCGGCGGCCCCUUCUUUCCCUCCUAAUCACCCCUAAACAUGCCCACACUCGUAUCCAUCUACUAUGUAACCAUCCCUCCUUCACCUGCCAUUCCUUACCCAACCCAUCCUCCCUUCUCUCUUCUCACCCUAGUUGAAGACACACACGAAACCGAAUUCGCGAAGGCAAAAUAUUACGAUGAUGAUUAUAACGCGUGAACCACAUUCGAAUCAAUCUGUAUAAUACGAUUGUAUAAGCGGAGGAAAACUAAUAUGAGAGACAGCAGAAAAAAUAAACCAAGCAAAGUGUCUACAAAAAAUAGCUCAUUAGGAAUCUUCGUAGACGUAAAUGUUAAAAUACACGGAGUAUAAUUAUGUGUCGUGCGUAUGCAUGCAUGUGAGCGAGAGAAAAGCCGAGAGCAGCAGAGAAGGAAGUUAUACAAAAAGACGCGUAAGGAGUUUACUUGUAAAUAGUAGUCUCGAUAAGGCUAGCUCUUAACAAAAAUAAGAUGAAAAAAAAAACAAUUACAAACCUUAUAGGCGCGUGACUUUUGCGAGCUACGACGACUUAUCCUGUCAAUAUAACUCCUCGAAGAACCCGGGGCGCGAUCCUUUGCUGUCCGCUCAGAAGAGAAACGAGAGACCAUCUGAUCAUUGUGCGCGAUUUUUCUUAGCCAAAUGUAAGAAUUACGCUCUCCUUUCUUUCUGCGACGAUUCUUUCCCAAGUUCAAUAACAGAACGAGUACACAUGCACACGCACAUACGCUCAUCAAGCAAAGUAAUAGGACUCUGUUUCCUCUGAAAGCCCACAGCAAAAAAUGAAACUUGUACCCCACCUUUUCCCCCGAACGCUAAUGUACUAUUUGCUCCUCGAUGUAUUUAUUGUACUUGGAGUCAUUCCUGUGUAUAUCCCUAAAGGUUUGAAGUUAAUUAAAGGAAAACGCGAUUUGAUUGUAAAGUGCAAGAGCGAGUGUGUAUGUGUGUGUGUGUGAGAGAGAGAGAGAGAGAGAGAGAGAGAGAGAGAGAGAGAGAGAGAGAGAGAGAGAGAGCGCGAGAGAGAUGCGAGAAAAAGAAAUUGUAACGAGAAUGAGCGAAGCGAAGCCUAGAAACCUGUGCAUUAUUAUAUAAAGUGUCCCCCUUUGUACCUUUCGAAAGAAAAGAAAAAUAAAUCCUGUGUUUCUCGUAAUCCGAAAAAAUGCCUCUAUUGCUCUUUUGAUUAUAUUACCCUCUGUUUCACAACAAACACACAGCAGCCUAUCCUUUCCGCUGAUCCACAAGCACGAUGAUCCUGCCCCGUUGUUUAUCCCACCUUGUUCCCUUUGCAGUAUACCCAUGUCUGUGCAGGAAACUAGCGUUGAUAAAAAUCCUCGUAUACUGUUAUGCAUAAACUACACAUAAUAAUAAUUAUAGUAAACGAUACAUAAAGUAUGAUAUAUUUCUCUAUCCAUUAAGGAGGAAGACUACAAAAUACAGAUGAAAGAAAAAAAUGAAUGCGCGCGAGCGUAUAAAACUUACACGCAUAUACAUAUUACACACACAAACUUGGAGUAUAAAAAAAAAAGAAUUAUGAGAAAAAAUAUACUCAAUCCACGAUGAUAAAUGAGAGAGAAAAAAAUAUUACACGCAUAAACAUUGUAAACAAUUUUGAAAACACGUACAAUUGUUGUUUUCUUGGCGAAGAAUGAGAGGCAAAAGUAAAAGAAAAAAAAAUGAAAACGAGGUAUACUCCACGCAAUUAUACAAAGCAGCCCCGCAUAUUGCCCAGUGAGCACGUCAUUUUGUACGCUUGGGAGUUGUGAGGUCGUCUGAAUAAAUAUGUCUGGUGAAUUAUAAAA